AUGCUUUUAAAUAAAAUCUGCUUAUUUUCUGUCUCCUCACCAUUGGACAUUGAAACCAAGUUUUACAAUUCAGAAAUGGGUGACUUAUUUCUUGAAGUGCAGAUUCAAAACAUGUCAUCUUCAACUGUGUUUAUACAAAAGGUUUUGUUAGAGCCAUCUGAAAUGUACAUUGGGAUAGAAUUAAAUACUAUUAACCAGGAUGGAGAAGAUGAGAGUACAUUUGGAACAAGGACAUUUUUGCAGUCAUCAGAAGGACGCCAGUAUUUAUAUCACCUUCAGCUAAAGCCAGAAUAUUCAGAGAAAGCUAGUGCCAUUAGGGAACUAAUGGAUGUGGGAAAAUUGGAUAUAGUAUGGAAAAGAAAUCUAGGUGAAAUGCCAAUAGUACAAACAAUCCAGCUUGAAACAGAGGCUCCAUUUUAUGGAAACAUAAAGCUGUAUUUGGAGAAAACCCCAGACACCGUAAUUCUGGAAGAGCCUUUUCAUAUUACCUGCAAGAUAACAAACUGUAGUGCUAGGAAAAUGAAAUUGGUUUUGAAAAUGUGUGAUACAGCUUCUGUUCGUUGGUGUGGAAAUUCAGGAAGGUAUCUUGGAAAGCUGCCUCCUCAGUCAUCUCUCUGCUUUACCCUGACACUACUUUCCUUAAAACUGGGCCUCCAAAGUAUUUCUGGCUUACGAAUAACAGACAAAGUAUUAAGGAAAACAUAUGACUAUGAUGAUGUUGCAAAUGUCUAUGUAGUACCUUCCAUCAUUAAAAUGAAAUGUUGA
Sciurus carolinensis (gray squirrel) is the source of this 765-nucleotide messenger RNA. RefSeq names its product trafficking protein particle complex subunit 13-like. Gene Ontology annotation, cellular component: TRAPPIII protein complex. Lineage: Eukaryota; Metazoa; Chordata; Mammalia; Rodentia; Sciuridae. The coding region runs from base 1 to 765 and encodes 254 amino acids. The record is from RefSeq and is a predicted model, not a curated record. The transcript has a single exon.